Pseudomyrmex gracilis is the source of this 1497-nucleotide messenger RNA. It is a transcript of the gene Hibch, whose product is annotated as 3-hydroxyisobutyryl-CoA hydrolase, mitochondrial. Gene Ontology annotation, molecular function: 3-hydroxyisobutyryl-CoA hydrolase activity. The record is from RefSeq and is a predicted model, not a curated record. Gene Ontology annotation, cellular component: mitochondrion. Gene Ontology annotation, biological process: L-valine catabolic process. The transcript has 8 exons. Lineage: Eukaryota; Metazoa; Arthropoda; Insecta; Hymenoptera; Formicidae. Bases 86 to 1282 code for a protein of 398 amino acids.
CCCUGCUGACCUUCGGUUACUACGUCACUUGUGAUCGCUUGGUCGGUAACGAUAUGUGAUAUUCUUUCUGAAAAUACAGAGAAAAAUGACUCAGACAACAAGCAGAAAAUUUACUUAUUUAUGUAUCAAUGCACCAAACGGUGUCAGACGACUGGUGACAUCAAUUUAUUCAUCAUCUAAAGAAGACAAAAAAGAAGUUGAAAGUGCCCAAAGCAACAUGGAUCAAAAUGUUCUCAUCAAAGAUGUGGGGAACAGCGGCGUGAUAGCUUUGAAUCGACCUGCAGCAUUGAAUGCGUUGAAUUUGUCGAUGGUCCAAAAGAUAUAUCCCGUUCUGAAACAAUGGGAAUCUUCCAAAAGACUAGUAAUUAUUGAAGGUAUGGGUGAAAAAGCGUUUUGUGCGGGCGGAGAUAUCAAAUCGCUUGUUUUGGCACUGAAUGAGUCAGGAAGAAAUACUUUGGGAGAAGAGUUUUUUAGAAGAGAAUACUCAUUAAAUUACUUGAUUGGAACAUACAAAAAGCCUUACAUAGCUCUCAUAAAUGGAAUAACAAUGGGUGGUGGCGUUGGAUUAUCAAUACACGGCAAGUACAGAGUCGCCACGGAGAAAACGCUCUUCGCUAUGCCAGAAACAGCAAUAGGUCUGUUUCCUGAUGUAGGUGCGACCUAUUUUCUGCCCAGGUUGAAGGGAAAGUUGGGUCUUUAUUUGGGACUCACGGGAUACAGAUUAAAAGGUGUUGACGUGCUUCUCGCUGGAAUUGCAACGCAUUUUGUGCCGUCAGAAAGACUAGAGAAUUUAAAAACUGAUUUGUUAACGUCACAAGAGACGAAUAUCGAGAAAAUAUUAAACAAGUAUCAACCGAAUUUGAAUCACGAAUUUAGCUUAGCUCCACACAUGUCGCAGAUAGAACAUUGUUUUUCCGCUUCGUCCGUAGAAGAGAUAAUUGAGAGGCUGAGGAAUGAUAAUUCAGAAUGGGCACAGAGAAACGUAGAAACACUGAUGAAAAUGUCUCCAUCCUCGCUCAAAGUCACAAAAAAAGCAAUUGACGAAGGAACCAAAAAAUCUUUGGCGGAGUGCUUGCAGACCGAGUAUAGAUUGGCAUGUGUCUCUCUGCAUAAAGACAGCGACUUCUACGAAGGUGUCAGAGCUCUUCUGAUUGACAAGGAUCAGAAACCAAUAUGGAAACCCAGCAGCUUGACCGACGUAACGGAAGAAAGCAUAGCUAAACGAUUUGCGAAUCUUCCCCCGGAAAAAGAAUUGAAUUUGCACACCGAAACCAAACUAUGAGAUUUGAAGAAAAACGAUAUUGUGAUAAAAAUCAAUUGUUAUACAAAUUUUAUUUUUAUAUUUCUUACAGUUUUAUACACACUGAUUGUUGGAAGAAUUUUAUGGUGAAAUCUGUUUGUAUUUUGUUGGUAAUUUUUUUUUUUUUUUUUCAUAUAUUCGAUUUUCUGUUUUAUAUACAAUAAACAUUGCGGAUAAGAAACCAAGAGCAGAGAGAU